Molecule: messenger RNA, 3117 nt
Organism: Halteromyces radiatus
Lineage: Eukaryota; Fungi; Mucoromycota; Mucoromycetes; Mucorales; Cunninghamellaceae
Exons: 6
Coding region: 278-3085 (935 amino acids)
Source: RefSeq, a predicted model, not a curated record
UUUUUUUUUUUUUUUGGUUCUCCCUUCUUUCUUUUUUUUUUUCUUCUUUUUCUUGGUCUUCCUUUCUUUAGUUUUGACCGAAGAAGGGGAAGCAAACAAUAAAAUAACAAGCACCAUUACAAAGAAUACUCUUUUCAUUAUUGCUUGUAAAUUGUAUCUUCCCUCUAUCCUUUUUCUUUAAUUUUCUUCUUUUACAUCUCUCUUUCCACACUACAACAGUUAACAACAAAGACAACAACGGCAGCAACGGACUACAACGGGUAACAGCGGCAAUAGUAUGAAUUACGACAAUAUCAUGAAGAAGGACUUAUUGAGAACCAAAUGUGACGAUGUUCUUGGUUCUAUGCAGUCUAGAGUACCUUUUGCUUUCAAAGGGUAUCCUUCCUAUGCAACUUUCCAACCACCUCCAAUUUCUUCUGAUAUGGACGGCUCUAGUGGUGAUACUCCUACUUUUGACAAACGAAACUGGGUUCCCGUUCCUUCUUCCAAUAAACUGGAUCGUCAAGCUCUCAAGACAAAACAUCACUUUGUUGCUGAUCCUGAAUGGUUACCUCCUGUGCAAACUCCUCAACAUCGUGUACCUCGUCCUCGUAGUCGUGGUGUCAAGUUACGGUCAGUAGAAGCCAUUGUCAAUGAUAAUCAACGUCAAAGGGCUUUAUCAAGUGAAGAACGUACUGCUUAUAUGACAGCCAGGACACCACCUCAGCAACAACCACCUGCACAACGACCACCGCCUCCACCUCCAAAAUCUAAAAUGCUUGAUAUUCUCAAUGAAAUCAAGGCUGUCAGUCGCCCUUCUUCAUCGAGUUCUCCUUCUUCUGUCAAAUCCUCUCUUACUCCAACAGCAACAGCUUCUCAAAAUGGAACCAAGAAAACUCCUCAACCAUCCACACCAAAUAAAAAGAUGGAAUCUCAUCAGGUUUUCAAGAAACCAGGUCAUCCUUCCACUGCAACACCUCCACCUCCAACUGCUGUUGCUUCUAAUGUUGUUACUGCUUCAUCCACUCCUCGUUCUACUUCUCGCCAAUCUGCAGGAGAAAAACAAUUAUCUACGAAAUCAGCAAAAUCCAAAUCAAAUGAUACGACUUUGGAUCUCUUUCUUACCAAACAGUAUCUACUUAAUGAUAUGGAGGAUCCUGCUGCUACUCGACACAUUGAAGAUCUUGCCAGGUUGAAUGUGAUCAAGAAACGUCCCAUCUUACGAGUCCGUAUUCUUCUGAAAAAAUCCGAUCCGUCAAAUGAUAUCAAGUCCAAAGAUAAUAGCAAGAAGUCCAAAAAUGAUACCCAACCUACUCAAAUAACUCAAAAUGAUACGGCAACGUUUAAUUUACCAACUGGUACGAUUCCAACUGAAUUUAUUCGAUCCAUUAAAAUACGGAAAAAGGUGAAAUCUGACCAAGUGACUCCAGUAACAACAACAAUGCCUAAAUCUACCAAGUCUCAUAUCAUCGAAUUAGAAGAAGGGGAAACAAUUAGUCCAUCACCAUCUCCAAGGCGGCCAUCAAGUACAUCACCUGAACGUGCUACUGCGAAAUUGGCGAACAAAAGACAACGUGAAGACCGUGACCAUACGACGACGACAACAACAACAACCGAUAGCCAGUCCAGACGAAGUAAAAUAUCAAGGAAAGAAACAUCAUCAUCUUUAUCUUCAAAACACAACAGCAACGAGGAUGAUCGACAGCACGAUUCUAACAUUGGAUCAAGAUCAACAACAAGAAAGGAUAAACAUCAUAGUAAUGAUGACGAUCGACGUUCUUCUUCAUCUAGUAGCAAGCGACAAGAACGUAGCGGGGACGAUUCCAGUGAUAAACGUCGAUCUAGACGGGAAAGUAGCAGUAAAUAUUCUCGAGAUGAUGAAUACACCAGCAGCAGCAGCAGCAAAUAUCGAUCAUCACAACGAUCAUCUUCUUCGCGUCGUCAUAGGUCAUCUCGGUCAAGGUCUAGAUCUCGGUCUCCUCUUCGACGGUCUUCAUCUUCUUCUUCCAAUACUCAAUCAUCAUCAUCAUUGGAAAGAUCAAGGCGGCACACUUCCAAUACAACUACUACCUCAUCAACAACAUCAACAAAAGAAUCACAUAGAUCUUCAAAAGAAAAACCAACAUCUUCCCAUACGAGCGAUUCUACAUCAGCAUUGAAGGAAAUGCCUAUGAAAAACACAAUAGCAUCAAUACCAUCAUCAACUUCGUCAUCAUCAUCAUCACCUGCGAUGAUCACCAAAGAUCUGACAAAAGGAAACAGUUAUAAUGCCACUACGCCCAUCGUUUCACCAGCAGCAGUGACAACAGUGAAGCAAAUGACACCAAAAACAGCCAUUGUGGAAAAUCAAAAGCAAUAUCAUCCAGCAACUGCAGAAAAUGCCGAAACACCUGAUCAAUAUAGGAUAUUCUCUAUGAUGUUCCAAAAGUUAGCACUGGCUUAUAAACGACGGGGUGAUCAUGCAAAGACGGAAAUUGCCGGCGUAUUAGAUCAUAUGCAAGCGUUUUUAAAUUAUGUGAUGGGAUUCCAUUAUCAAGACAAACUUAGUAAUGAUCUUGGACAAAAGAGUUGGGAUACACUUCACCCGUUCAUUGAUGUGGUACUCAAGAAACUUCGCGCUCGAAAGGACAAAGUCAAACAGGAUGCGGAAUUAUAUGGACUCUGUCUACGUAUGAAGGCAUUGGUUCUGUUUUAUACAUUCAGUCGACGUGAAAUGAAUGCACGGAUCAAGGUCACACGAUUAGGUGAAAAAUCAACGGAUAUGGAUGAUACACGACGGAUGGAAUACAGUAAAUCGGUGGAUAAGGUACUGCAGGAUCAUGAAAUGGCAUAUGCGGCAUUACGUGAAUCGGACAAGUAUAUAGCAUUUGAUCAUAUUCAAAGUCAAUUCCCGGUGUCUUAUCAAAAUGUAUGUGUACUUGGUCAAUUGGGUCCUGGGAUUGUUCUUGGUGGUGAAGCUGGCACUUCGGUGGGUCCCAUGUUUCCCUUGGUACCCUAUGCUCGUCUUCAUCAUGCUGCUAUCAUGGCCAAAUGUAUGUUACAAGAAUAUGUGGAGAAAGAACAACUGGAUUAUCAUACUAUCACCGAAACAGAAGAUUAUAUGUAGUAGUAGUAGUUUUUUUUUUUUUUUUUUUAUUU